AUGGGUGAGAUUAUCACGAGCUCUAACUCGGAGAAAAUUUGGGAGAGAUGGGCCACCAAGGAAAUCUAUCAAUUGCUCCCUGGUCCGCCUCAGCCCCCUCAGCAGCACUCGGAGGCGGCUGCAGGAGUUGAGCCGCCCCUCGCCAGAGGGUUUUGGCGAAGCUCUGGCACGCGCGUGGAGCACCGGAGGGCGCAGAGGGUGCUCCUCGAGGGCUCCUUCUUCAGCUCCUUCGGCCCACGCCCGCGCCGCUUGGCGGAGAAGAGGUGGUGGCUCUCGGCGCCCCAGGCUGCUGCCGGCGGCCCGCCCCGACGCCGCGUCGGCUCAGCCCUCGCCUUGCGCUCCAGUAGCAGGACCGGGUCCCCGGACGAGCGGGGCCAGGAACACUCCCUCUUCCCACAAACCAGACUGGAAAUCCUCGAGAUUCACGGGACAUUUGUCAGUUUCUUAAGCCUGGCAAUUGCAGUCAUCAACCAGACUGAAGAGCAGGUAAAUGAUGAAAGUUUCAAGGCUGAUGAAAUAGAACGAGGCUCAGAGAGACAAUUUCCCCAGAGUCACCUACCUGAAAAAGAUGGCAAGAGACAUGAUUUGGACCCAGAUUUGAUUCAAGGGGUAGAUCUGAACUACCCCUUCAGUGUCAGUAACCAUGGGCAAUGCUCCGCAGCCAAUGCGGCGCCUCGGCCCGCGGGAUUGGCUGCCCCGGCGGUGACGUCGCCUGGGCGGGCCAAGUCGGUUUGCGACAGAGGCCGCGGCUCCCGCUCGGGGGAGCCGAGAAGAGGGGAUCCGCCACCCAGCGCUCGGCCCUCGAGCCCGCUCUCCGCCAGCCCGGAAGCUUUCUUCCUUCUCCGCGCGUCUCGCCCGCGCCGCGGAGUCUUGGCAAGGGAUCCCGGCGGGUGUGUGAGCCCGGGAGCAGCGGAGCCCCGCGCGGCCACGACUCCCCAGCGUGAGGGCGGCAGGGGACGCCGAGCAGCUGCUCGCUAUGAGGAGGGCGGCGGGCCUCGGGCGGAGCGGCCGCGUCCCGCGGGCUUGAGCGCCCACGCGCCGCCGCAGCCGCCGCGGGGGCGGCCCCGACCCCCCUGCGCUUUCGGCCAUGAGCUCUCGGUGAAUACGCGGCGUGGGCAGUCGUGGACCUGA
This is a messenger RNA of Odobenus rosmarus divergens (Pacific walrus), 1131 nucleotides long. RefSeq lists its product as uncharacterized. The record is from RefSeq and is a predicted model, not a curated record. NCBI's taxonomy places the organism in Eukaryota, Metazoa, Chordata, Mammalia, Carnivora, Odobenidae. The coding region runs from base 1 to 1131 and encodes 376 amino acids. The transcript is spliced from 7 exons.